Molecule: messenger RNA, 2394 nt
Organism: Chilo suppressalis (striped riceborer)
Lineage: Eukaryota; Metazoa; Arthropoda; Insecta; Lepidoptera; Crambidae
Source: the annotation of a GenBank genome assembly
GUUUAAUAGUUCACUAAUGGCGUGUCUUCCGGUACCACACGUUAUAUCGUCAAAAUGGCAAAGAAAAAAGGUGACGAAAAAGUGAACCCAGUUCCCCAAAGUGAUAAUGAAGAGCAAAACUUUGACGAGGAGCCCGAUUUUGACGAUUCAGAAGGUUCUGUCGAUGACAUUCCUGACGAAGAAUUGUUGGCCGACCUUUUAGAGCAAAAGCCAAAAGAAUCUGACGGUUACGAGAAUGUAAUCGUGGUGGAUGGGUGCCCGCAGGUCGGGCCUGAGCGACUAGAAAAGUUGCAAAGUGUCAUAAAUAAGAUCUUUAGUAAAUUUGGGAAGAUCGUCAAUGAAUUUUAUCCCACAACCGAAACUGGAGUCACAACUGGUUACAUUUUCCUGGAAUAUAGUAACCCACAGAAUGCAGCGGAGGCUGUGAAAGCCACUAAUAAUUGUAAAUUAGAUAAGCAACAUACGUUUUUAGUGAAUUUAUUCACUGAUUUCAAGAAGUAUUCAGAUAUUCCUAAGGAAUGGGACCCACCAGCACCCCAACCAUUCAAGGUUCAAUCAGAUCUACAGUGGUAUCUGAUGGACCCUGAUGCCUAUGAUCAGUUUCUUGUCGGUAUUGGCACUGGCACUGCUUUGCAAGUAUGGCAAAAUGCAUUGCCGGAACCAACUUUGUUGCAAGAGAGGCCGAAUUGGACUGAAACUUAUGCAGUCUGGUCACCACUUGGCACAUAUUUAGCCACUUUCCACUGGAGGGGCGUUGCCUUAUGGGCAGGGCCGAAGUUCUCCCAGUUCCAGAAGUUCUUCCAUCCUGAAGCUAGAUUCAUUUCAUUCUCACCAUGUGAAAACUAUAUAGUAACAUUCUCACCCAGUGGAGACAGAGGGGAUGAUAAGAAGUUAAUUAUUUGGGAUAUUAGAACAGGUCAAGAAAAGCGUAGUUUCCCACCACCUGAUGAGUAUGUGACGUGGCCAAUAUUCCGCUGGAGUAAAGACGACAGGUUCUUCGCUAGACUGGGAGCUGAUGUACUCUCCGUGUAUGAGACGCCAGGAUUUGGUCUCUUGGACAAGAAAUCUAUCAAGAUUCCUGGCAUUAGAGAUUUUAGCUGGUCUCCAACAGAUAAUACCUUAGCUUAUUGGGUGGCCGAGGACAAAGAUGUCCCAGCUCGUGUGACACUCCUUGAACUACCAAACCGUACUGAAAUCCGUUCUAAAAACUUGUUCUCUGUGGCUGACUGCAAGAUCCACUGGCAAAAAAGUGGCGACUACCUAUGUGUCAAAGUAGAUCGUUACUCUAAAGUGAAAAAGGAUAAGAAUGACAUCAAAUACUCGGGAAUGUACUACAACUUUGAGAUAUUCCACAUGAGAGAGAAAGAGAUUCCCGUAGACUCUGUAGAAAUCAAGGAACCGAUUCAGGCUUUCGCUUGGGAGCCAGUUGGUUCAAAGUUCUCCAUCAUUCACGGCGACCCAGCGAAUAUUUGCAUUAGUUUCUAUCAAGUCAACACUGGUCAAGCCCCUACUUUGUUGAAGAAGUUUGAACGGAAGCCGUUUAACCAUCUUUUCUGGUCGCCUUCUGGCCAGUUCAUAGUGUUGGCGCAUCUUGGUCUCACCGGUGGUGCUCUAGAGUUUUUGGAUACCAAUGACUUUACAAUAAUGAAUGUAGCUAAUCAUUAUCAGAUGUCUGGCAUUGAGUGGGAUCCUACUGGUCGCUACGUCGUCACUGGAGUCUCUUCUCUUAAAUGCAAGAUGGACUGUGGUUACUACAUUUGGUCGUUCCAGGGAAAAAUUAUUAGAAGGGUGAUGAAAGAAGGCUUCGCUCAGUUCCACUGGAGGCCUCGUCCUGUCACUUUGCUGUCGGAGAAACAACAGAAGGAGAUCAAGAAGAACCUCAAGAAAUACUACUCGCAGUUCGAAUCUAAGGAUCGCAUGCGCAGCAGCAAGGCCAGCAAGGAACUGGUAGCGAAACGUACGGAACAGAUGAAGAAGUACGUGGAGUACCGCGAGUCGAAGGUGGUGGAGUGGAGCGAGCAAAAGCCGCGUCGGCUCGAGCUCCGGAACUAUGUGGAUACGGACGGUCUGGACACCGACCAGGCGAAUACGGUUGAGGAAGUUGUUGAAUUUUUCGUGAAAGAGGAACAAACGGUCAUCGAGUAGUCAUCAUAACCACAUAACGUCAGAGGUCGGACUAAAUCCGACCUCCUUCAAAACCGGCCAACACCGGUAUUGACCGAAUCACAGAAGAAUUUCAACGUUUUUUUAAUAAACCGACACCGAAUAUAAACAGUUUUUCAUACCUUCAUCCCAUUUUGAUAAUAAUUAUUUAGUUUUAAAAAGUAACAUUUCAGAAGAAUUCCACUAUGUUUUGCAGUGUAAGAUUCCGGUUUAUAUUAUAUACUAAUUAUA